CCCGCUACACUCGCCUCCGACCUCUCAACAUGGAUCCCAAGCUCGCGUCCACCGUCUACCGCACCCUCCUCAAGCGCACCUCCACCUUUGCUGUCCUCAUUGCCGGCGGCGCCAUUGCCACCGAGAUGGUCCUUGGCAACGUCAUCGACGGCUUCUACUGGGGCAAGAACAAGGAUCGCCUCUUUGAGAACAUCCCGGCCAUCCGCCAGCAGCGCGAGGAAGCCGCCGAGUAGUCGCUCCCCCCCACCCCGUAAACAGAGACAGACACAAAGACACGAACAA
This is a messenger RNA of Thecamonas trahens ATCC 50062, 282 nucleotides long. RefSeq lists its product as uncharacterized. Bases 30 to 233 code for a protein of 67 amino acids. Lineage: Eukaryota; Apusomonadida; Apusomonadidae. The record is from RefSeq and is a predicted model, not a curated record. Gene Ontology annotation, biological process: mitochondrial electron transport, ubiquinol to cytochrome c. The transcript is spliced from 2 exons.